Molecule: messenger RNA, 5297 nt
Organism: Galendromus occidentalis (western predatory mite)
Lineage: Eukaryota; Metazoa; Arthropoda; Arachnida; Mesostigmata; Phytoseiidae
Gene: Ubr1
Product: Ubr1 ubiquitin ligase
Exons: 16
Coding region: 124-5205 (1693 amino acids)
Biological process (GO): ubiquitin-dependent protein catabolic process via the N-end rule pathway; protein ubiquitination
Cellular component (GO): ubiquitin ligase complex; cytoplasm
Molecular function (GO): zinc ion binding; ubiquitin protein ligase activity
Source: RefSeq, a predicted model, not a curated record
AUUAGCUCGCAGCCACCACCACGAUCGGCAGCAGCCGCAGCUACAUAUGCGCUGUUGACCAAAUCAACGGAUUGCUUCUAAAAAUUGUCCGGUGUCCAUGCCAUACACUCGUUACACGUUGGAAUGUUAGCCCCUGAAGAGAACAUCGAUCCCCGCCUGGCUGGUGGUGGGCUGCUAAGGGAAAUAUGGGAAGACUGGAGCAAAAAGUUCGAAGAUGGCCAGCUGAACAGUUCAGACUUCCGAAGCCACUGGGCGAAUCACGUUCCGGAACUGUUCGCUUUGAAUCCGUCGCUCAGCUGUCUGAGCCCGAGGUUUGACGAGCAGGCAAUCAACUACACAUUAUUACAAACAUUGGAGAAGUUCAUCACCGGAUCACCAGAACCCAGCAAUGUUGUCAAGCUCUUGAAACAGAAAGAGAGCCCCCCGUCUUUCUGUGGACGCGUCUUCAAAGCAGGAGAACCGACGUAUUCCUGCCGAGAUUGUGGGGUUGAUCCAACAUGUGUCAUGUGCGCCGCUUGUUUCAAAGCGUCCGAACAUGGCCAGCACAAAUACAAGAUGAAUAUUUCUCGGGGCGGCGGAUAUUGUGAUUGUGGAGACCGCGAAGCGUGGAAGAAAGCCCCCACCUGCGAUAUUCAUGAUAAAGAGUUGAAAGUCGACGAGGAAGUUGUACCACAAGAUAUGCAGGCUCGGUUGCGGCUCGUCGCCGAAACCGUCCUCAUUUACGCGUAUCAGUUACUUACCUGGAAUAAAGACUUGGAGCUUCCGACCGACCUUGAAGUGACAAAGAAGAAAGGUCUUUACGUAAUGAUGCUUUUCAACGAUGAAACCCACACUUACGAGCAGGUGAUCACUUCUCUGUCUCGGGCUAUCGAGGCCGACGAUAGAGAAGCCAUGGAGUACGCAGCGACGGUGGAUCGCGAAGGUCGCUCAAUGAUCAAGAUCGAUAGUUGGACGGUAUGCUACGCUGUGAAAAAUGCGAUCGAGAGAACAACCGGACGGAACGGGAAUAAACCUCUCAGGACUGCUGUGAUGACGGUGCCUCUAGUUACUCAUCAAAUUUUCGCCGCGAGAGCGAUCCAGUGGAUCGACAACUUCUGCAAGCAACUUCGAGCUUUCGCACGUAUCGUGGGUCACGUCCUCAUCACCGUCCCCACGAGUCCCAUUGAUAUUUACCCGUUGGUCCGCUGCGUGAUGCGGCACGAUACGCAACUAUGGAAAAGCGCACGCCAGCUGUGGCAUCAACUCAUCAUUAAUGGCAUACUUAUGGACCCCGAAAGCAAAUUGAAAUUUGCCAAAAUGUUUGCUAGAGACUAUCCCGAUUUGAUGAAGGAGUUCAUCGCAGACGAUCAUGAACAUACGAUGUCUGUGAUGAGCUUAUCGGUGCAAAUAUUCAGCGUUGUCAGCGUAGCACACACCCUUAUCGCGGAAGAUGGAGUGCUCUCGGCUCUGAUGCGCACUUUUCUGUCAGAAUGCGCGGUUCACAAAAAUCAAACCACGGGCAAAUUAGCCUUCGAUAGGAAUCACACAAGUACCAGUUUCAAGCGUUCCCAGUUUGUUCUCGGAGAUUUGAGAUACCUUCUCUACGUGAAACCGACGGAAGCUUGGAGUGACAAGCUGCGGAAAAGUUUCUCAUCUGGUUUGGAAUGUGUUCUCGAACUCCUCUCGGAAAUGCAGUGCAUGGAUUCUGUGGUCCGCCAAGUUGGUCAGCAUGUGGAAUUCGAAGCCGAAUGGGAGACGGGCAUAAAUAUUCAAUUGAAGCUCAGUCCAGUCUUGUCGAUUCUACUCGAAUGGUGCGAGAUGGAUAAGGACAUUCUCAUUCGAGCGAUAAGGAGAACCCUCGACCACUUGGUCCACGCGGAUAAAAGCUGCAGUCACGUAACUUACGUGGAACGCUCGUUGCCUGGUUGUUAUGAGAAGGAAGUUUCGUGCAUCGAGUACGAUGUGUCAACCCAACCAAUGUCUGUUCAUCUUCCACUGUCGCGGUUCUUGUCUGGAUUGCUCCUCUCAACGCUCAAGUUUGGAAUGGAUUACUUUUCCCAUCAGCUCGAAAUCCAGAACAAACCUUCGCUCAUCCAAAUCAUGGAACAACCCUUGCGUUUGCAAGUCAUGGUCGCGCAGUUCCGGGCAGGAAUGUGGCGUCGCAAUGGGUACUCGCUACUCAACCAGGUGUUCUUCUACGCGAACUUCAGGUUGCGGGCAGAAACUUUCGACCGGGACAUUUCCUUACUGCAAUACUGCGCAGCCAAAAUGAAUCCGAACGAAUUCCUGAUUCACGUCCUGAAUAAGUUCGAUCUGCUUCACUGGUUUGUGAACUCACAUACUGCCCGAACCCCCGUCGAGGGAUCGCCGGAUAUGUCGGGCCCGUUGGCGGAAGAUUUCCUCUCGCUGAUUUUGUAUUUGGUCGCCGAACGUCACCUUCCGGGUGUCGGCGAAGUCACCGAGACGGACCGUGUCAAGAAAGAAAUCAUUCAAUUGUUGUGCAUGGAGCCGUUACCGCAUAGCAUCCUGGUGAAGCAGUUGCCGGCCAGAUACGAUGACAGUGCGAUGGAAAUCGUCUUAGAAGAAGUUCUGAGAGAGAUCGCCACCUUCAAGCGAGUCUCGAACGCCAUGGGGAAAUACGAGCUCAAACCGGAAUACUACCAGUAUUUCAAUCCGUUCUUCUACCAUUAUAGCCGUGAGGAGCAAAGUAAAGCGGAAGAAGUUCAACUCAAAAGAAGGAAAAACGCCGGUCUGCCUCCUUUCUGCCCUCCGGCUGUACUCCCGAGCUUCUCGCCUGAGUUCAAACCAAUCCUCAACAUUCUAGACUGUGAUGUGUUCCAACACGUUCUAGACGUUAUCCUACGCCGGUGCCACGAAAGCUCGCCGUUGUAUUCUGACGCACAACUGGAGAGAGCUCUCCAUCUUGUCGGAGUUGGUCUUGACGAAGUUAAACGCGGAAGUCUUGGUCAAAAGUUCCUCGAUCGAGUCAAGGGUAUGAAAGAAAUGUUCGAAACGGCCAGCAGGAAGCUCGAAGCGAGUCCUUCACUGCUGGCGCUCCUGAAUCACAUCAUAAUGAGGAUCAGCGUCCCGACGAGCGGGGAAUGCAGCGAUACCACGAUGACGACAGCUGGGCCGGAGGACUCGAGUGGACGCAACAAACGAGGACGCAACGCUGAGCUCGCGGCGGCGCGUCGAGCGAAAAUCAUGGCAGCCAUGUCCGUCCAGCAGAAUAAUUUUUUGCAAGUGCACGGUCAUAUGUUCGAAGAGACCGGAGAAGGGCCACAAGACGAGGAGGAGGACAAACCGAAAUUCAUUUGCAUCCUGUGUCGAGAAGAAGAAUUCGUCUCCGUGCAGGCCAAGAAGAGCCUCGUCGUGUCGGCUUUCGUCCAAAGAUCAGCUGUUCUCCAGAAGUCCGCCCGGGAUAAUCCGGCCGAAAGUGCACCUCUGGGACGAGGACUCCCGCCCUCUGACCUACGCGGCGGAGCCCACAUCUCCACGUGCGGCCACGUGAUGCAUUCGUAUUGCUGGCAAGCUUUCUACGAACUCGUUCAAACCAAAGAACGCCGACGGCCGGUUCGAUACGGCCGUCACGUGAGUUUCGACGUCGCUCAGGGCGAAUUCCUGUGUCCUCUCUGCGAAUGUCUCUCCAACACAGUGAUCCCGUUGGUGCCGUGCCAAAGGGACGAAAAGUUUCAAAUUUUUCCCGAAAAAACUCUCUCCGAGUGGCUCGAUAACGUGAGGACGAUUGCUGAUACCGCAAUGCCCAUGGGGACGGAGGAACCUAGUGAAUUGAGUCGAGGGAAGCUGUGGAGGCCUGCCGAUGGAGUCGCUCCGGACAACAGACAAAUGUUGCCCCUCAAAGCCGAAAUGAUGUUGCACCGCUUCGUGCAGGCCACGAGUCAAGUGGUCCUGGGAGACGAAGACGAUCCCUUCCUCGCGCUUGCGUGGACGCUGGCGUACACCAUCCAAGCCACCGAAUGGUGCAUCCGUUCAGAAGACAAAGCCCUGUUGGCUGAUAUAUCCUCGAGAAAACUCUACUGCUUGGAGAAUAUGGUGAAGGCUACUCAAGUUGUGUCUUUGAUGGGAAUCACCAAUGGUUCGAACGUCGCUUCGGACUGCCUACAAGCUCUGAGAUGCAUUCUCCUACCUCAAACCGAAGUUGACUCCUGCAUCUUGGAAAUCGAUCCAUUUGGGCUCCUAUGUCUUCUGCACUUCUCACUCCAUCGAAUCUCCGACUACGACACGUUCUCACUGAGCAAAAACCUGCUGUCGCUCGUCACUGCUUUACACAUGGUCCAAAUAAUCAUCUCGCUCUACCUGCAAAUGGACAAGCAGGAAGAAGUACCUGAAGCAGAGCCGACAGCGCAAACUUCUUUAAUCGACGUAGCUCGCGUCAACGAGUUCGCGGGUGAAGUUCUCCUCGCUGCCGGACUGUCGGCCAACUCCAGAUUUCCGCCGGCAGCUCGUGUCAUGGACGCCCUCGUGCCGUUCUUGAGGGCCACCGCGAUUCUGCAAUAUUUCGUCGCGCCUAAAGAAUGCAGCGGAUGGAUGAGGAAUAACAAUCUAAACGACCCCACAAGCCUCUGUUCAUUCAUCGGGCUCUCUGUUGAACAUUUGGAUUCGAUUCUUCGAUGUCGCCCUCUGAGAGAACUUGCAUUGUCCUGGGCUCGCCAGCCGAAAGUUCUCCAUCUGGCGACAUCGCACUGGAAGCCCAUUUACCCUCUCCAAGUAAAUUCGUUAAUUUCCCUGCCGGCGGAUUACUCGGAACUCAUAAACUAUGUAUCCUUGCUGACUUGUCCGAGUUCCGACGGUGAAGUCAACAUCUUGGGGGACGAGGUCCGAACGCCGACCAUGUGUCUCGUCUGUGGCGCGGUUUUAUGCUCUCAGAGCUACUGUUGUCAGACGACCAUAGGCAACGCACGUGUCGGUGCUUGUGUGGCUCACACUGCCAAAUGUUCGGCUGGAGUGGGAGUUUUCCUGAGAAUCAAAGACUGUCGAGUCAUGCUGCUCGUUGGUGAUUCAAAGGGCGCUUAUCUGACGCCGCCGUAUGUUGAUGAAUACGGAGAGACCGAUCCUGGUCUCGCCCGGGGGAAUCCUCUUUCUUUGUGUUCCUCGGCCUACAUGCAGCUGAACCAAGUAUGGUUAACCCAUGGAGUGCCAGAGCAGGUCGCCCAUGCCCUGGAAGCGUCAGCUAACCUCAGCUCAACGAACUGGUCUCAGAUGUAAAAAAAAAACACCGGACUAUCAUCCGUCUCCAUCUCCGAGGUCCGAGUCAUAUGGAUGGGAUGACAUACGUACAUAUCUCAAAUAUAUAUAUG